Molecule: messenger RNA, 3857 nt
Organism: Vitrella brassicaformis
Lineage: Eukaryota; Vitrellaceae
Source: the annotation of a GenBank genome assembly
CAAAGCCCCGAAUUUUCGCGAGUUCUGGCAAAAUCUCUCUCCCGAGAAGGAGACCUCUUAGUCGCCGAUUGAGCACAUCGUCUGCGAUUUGCUGAGCCGCGAUGAUGAUGACGCCUUGUUUCGGCAUCAUCAUGGUGGUCGGCCUGGCCGCCAUUGUGGCAGCCCAGCGCAACUCUGACCGACGUAAGUAGAGGGGGGACACACAGGCGCCGAACCGCCAUCCAUAUGCGUGAGUUUGGUCCUCUUUUGUGCAUAUGGAUGGCCGCAUGACUGAUGUGUGCCCACAGAGAUGUCGGUGGGCGAGGGGAGCUAUGGCCCCGACUGCGAGGAGGGGAAGGACUGCAGCGCUGACGUGAAUGGUCCAUGGGGUGGUGAGAUCUAUCACGAAUGGAAAUGAUCCAUGCAUGGCAUGUUUCUCUGACUUCCUCUGUAUGUGCAGGUGCGUCGUUUCUCGGCACUCAGGAGAUCCAGGCCAGAAACAACACCAAGAAGCACGGUGCGGCCAUCUGUGCGGGCAGGAGGAAGGGGCGGUGCCAAAAAAUGUGAAAACAUCCAGAUCUAUCCCUGUUUGUGUGUGCAGGUGUGAUGUUGAGUGCUGGUGAGCUGUCGAUGCUGCAGCAGAAGAUUCAGACCGGCAAGGCCAUGUUGCAUUCGGCCAUGAAACUCAAGGCCGAAGCCAACAGACUUGCCGGUUCCGCGAUCGAGGCCAUCGACAACGUCGUAGCGCAUCCCAUCACCAGCACGGGUGCGUAUGAGUGGACGUCGACCGAUCCAUCCAUCCAUCUAUCCCUUUUGUUUGGGUGGAUGUACAUAUCUGACAGGUGCAGCGUACAGCGGCACAUACGCAACAGCUGUCAGGGCCAGCCAGCCAGAGAAGGGUACGUGUCGCAGAUGGGUGAAAUGUUCCCCUCCCUCAUGGUUGGUAUUCCUUCUUUCCUUCGUAUUUGCUGCAGAUGAGUGUGAGGAGGACAAGGACUGCGGUGAGAACAAGUACUGCUUUGAGCCUAUUCAACGAGCCGAAGGAGACUCGUCAUACAAACGUCGCUGCAAGGCAAGCGGCAACCACCCUCCUCUCCGUUCAUCCCUCCACUCACGCACACAGUUCUGUCUGUCAUCGGAUGUCUGUGCUUUGCUGCAGAGGGCAGGCGACGAGGAUGACCGCUGCUAUGCCGGCUUCUUCAAGGACCCCAAGAAGUGCAAGUUUGGACUGUAUUGCGCUGAGUAUGUCUUCGACAAAGACCGUUGCACGUAGGUGAAGAGCACAACCAAUGGCGGCCACCCUCUGUGCACUUAUACAUACACGAAUGGACAGGAAGAUCAAGGGAUUCAUCAGGUUAGAGAGGCUUUGCUGAGCCGCAGGGGUAAUCUUGGACAUCCACCCACCGCUUGUGUUGCACUUGUCUUGAAUCCCGGGGCAGACUCGAGGGGCCGAGGGUCAAAGCCGUCGAUAGCAGCCAUCCUGCUUACAACAGUCAGCCAAAACACGCGACACUGACCCGUACGUAUCUGUGCGCGCGUCCGCCGUGCAGGCGAAUGCUGGAGGGCGUAUGGCGGCAGAACCCUGGAGAAGCUGUGUCCGGAGGGCAUGAUGUGCGCCAUCACCCGCGACAGAGGCUUCAACGAUAUGAAGCUGAAGCGGGCAGGCAUCUUCUGGGCGCUGGAAGGCAACUGCGUCCCCUUCGCCGAGCGGGCCGAGCACUGCGAGCACGUCAAGUGCACGGACCUGCUGAACUCGAACUACCAAGUGGACGGUGAGUGCGUGUGACGUCGUGAGCUGGGAGGUGGAGAUGGCUCGUGUGUCUCUACAGAUUACACCUGCACCAACUGGGAUGCGGGAGAGAGCCCCUUCCAUCACUGCAAGAGCAACAAGCCAUACACAGAGUCGGGUACGCAUGAGAUCCCUCCCUUCAUCCCUCCCUCGCUCCAUCAUGUCGAAGGGGCUUAUGGACAUGUUUGUUCCCUGCCUUGCUCGAAUUUCCGAUCGAAUGGAUGCUCUGAUGCGGCUGAUGCAGUUUGCCCUGCUCCUACGACGCGUCUCACCCCCAAGAACCAGGCCGGCAAGAGCCAGGGUCCGUGACUGAGCACAUGCGUGGGCUCAGUAGAUGCAUACAUAUGCAUGGCGUCUGUGUGUCUGUCUGUCUGUGUGUCGAAACAUUUCUUUGUCUGCAGGCCAAUGUCAGGUGAAGGUCGAGUUUGGUAGUAGAUACUACGUCGAGUGCGCUGCUGGCCUGGUGUGCGUCAUCAACCAAGAACAAGACAGCCGCUUCGCCGACUACAGCAUUGGCCAGUGCUUCGACCCGGCCGACGUCGCGUCGCAGUGCCGCAAGAGGGAGGACUACGACCCCAAGAAGGAGGGUCAGCCGGCCGCCGUAGCAGGUGUGUACGCGGACAACAGAUUCAGUCAUGCGACUGACGCGUGUCUUUUGCUGCUGUUAUCCACUAACAGAGUAUCGGACCUUUCAGACAAAGAAGUGCGAGUAUCUCUGGGUGCACCAGAGUGGUCGUCACCUCAAAAAGCCAUUCACCUUUUGCGCCGGUUCGCCUGCAAUGUGCCCCCUAGUCGAAUGACACACACACACACACACACACGCGCGCGUGGCGUGCCUUUCUCCGUUGUGCAGGCAAGGAAAUCUCAAAGACACGCCAGGCCUACAGACGUAUGCAUGUUGCGUCUCCGCCUAUACAUACAAAACACGCAUGCACGACAUUUCUGCCUGCCUGCCUGCCUGGUGGAUUCAUUGACACCUUUGCAUACGCAGCUUCCAGCUGUGAUAGCUUUGACAAGAAGGCCUUCAAGUUCGCUCCGGACGACCUCAAGGACCGGUAGGCGUCAAGACGAGCUGCACGAUGGAAGCUUCAUUCACAGCCAGCGCCUUCCUUGGUUGUAAUGCAUGGAUGCAGCUACUGCACGGGAGCAGACGACGACGAGAAUAAGCCGUGCGGCCCGAAGCGCUCUGGCUGCAAAUGCAACUCCUAUGGAACAGACUGUUCGGUAGGUGGCGCGCUUCCGUGUGUAUAUAUGGGGGUGUCACGGUGCAUAUAUUGUGGCCUGUCCGUCUGUGUGUGUGGAUGACUGCAUUCAAUGAGUGCAGAGCAGCCACGGCCGCAGCCGGUACGACGGGGGAGACAGUGGCGACGAAUCCGGUCCCUGGGGCGACCCCAACGACCCCUCCAACAUCUACUGGGACUGAUGAGGUUCCAUCCACCAGACACACACAGACACACACACACACACACUAAUUCUAAUUGGUAGCCCCUAGCCAACACACGCGCACCUGACUCGCUGCAUGUUAAGCAACCAAUCACACACACGCGGGGAUACAUACGACCUAUGCCUAGACUUGCCUUGUGAAUGGUCUGCUUACAUAUGAUUUGCUCUAUGUGGCGCCUGCCGGUGUAUGUAUGUGUGAGUGUGUGUGUGUGUCUGGCUGCUGGCAUUGGGGCCUGUCUCGCGUGUGUUUUGCCGUCCUGUUAGCCAAUCAGUGGCGUGCAUGGGCGUGGCUGCAUAUUUCGUUGACAAGAGAGGGACACGGCACGACACCCACCCACUCGCCCACACCAGGACACUCUCUGCCUCUCUCCCAUGCCCACGUCUGCCCGCUCGUUUGUCUGUCUGUCUGCCUGUGUGAUUGAUUGAGUUUAAUACGUGAGGGACACACACCUACGGACGAACAGACGGACGAAUGGCUCUCAACUUACUGAUCGAUAUGUCUGUGUGUAUGUCCCCACACACAUAUCCACCCAUCCACACGUGUGUAUCGAUCGAAAACCACCGAAUCCAUGGGGAGCUCUGAUGAAUGAGUGCACUGGGCUUCAUGGACCGAAAGGACAUGGGCAUGACCGUAGGUAGGAUUCUU